This is a messenger RNA of Effrenium voratum, 1111 nucleotides long. NCBI's taxonomy places the organism in Eukaryota, Dinophyceae, Suessiales, Symbiodiniaceae. The record is from the annotation of a GenBank genome assembly.
AUGUUGCAGCGCUAUCGCUUACUGCUGGGCUCCGAUGACCAGCAGAGCGAUCGAUGUGCCAGAAAGGGCGUGGCGCAGCUCCAUGUGGCCUUCAUCGAGCGGCUGUUGGUGAAGGACCCGAGCUCGCGGCCCUUGGCCAAGGAGGCGCUCCGCGACCCUUGGCUCGCGGACUCCGACAAGAAGGGCCCCCUCUCCGGGCGCCAAGCUCGGAAGGCGAGGAAAAGCAUCGUGAGCUUCGCCCAGAUGAGCCACUUUUCCAAGGCGGCUCUGAACUGUAUGGCCGCGCAACUGGACACGCACAAGAUCGAGGAUCUCGCAGGUGCUUUCGCGGAUUGUGAUACCGACAACGACGGCAAGCUCUCAACCUCGGAGUUUGCCGCCGGCCUGGCAGAGAUGGGGGUGGACUUGGAUGUCAUCCAUCAGCUGGUGGCCAGCGUGGACAUGGAUUGUGAUGGACACAUCAACUACACGGAGUUUGUGGCGAGCCUGUUGCAAGCACAAGGCAAGCUCAUCGACGAGGUGGUCUUCCAUGCCUUCCAGAUCUUCGACCUUAACGGAGAUGGGCAUAUCUCGUUGGACGAGCUCCGGACGAUGCUCUCCGGCAACGGGCCGUUGUCCGCUGUGCUCCCAGAUGGCAAGACAGUGGAACAGGCGCUGAGGGAAUUGGACACCUCCAACGACGGCGUGGUGUCCUUUGACGAGUUCAAGGCGUAUCUGGCGCGCGAGGGCCAUGCGACAAAUGCCAACCCCGAGGAUGCCGUGGAGGUGGACAGUACCCUGAGCCUGGAAUCGAUCCUGCGGCAACUGGCGCCUUUGGUGGGCAGGCCCGAGGCAGAGCUGGUCAAGGAAGCCCGGCGAGUGCAGGAGGAGCACUGGAUCACCACUGUGGCCGACCUCAAGUCCCUCACAGACACAGACUGGCAGCGUUUGGCCUUGCCUCUUAAGCUUGAGAAGGCUCUACGGAACCACCUGACGGCGUAGUGCUCUCUCUGUCUUCCUCUUGCGGCGAGGCCUGGGUGCCAAAGCAGCACCCUGGUUCCGAUCGAUGCGCACGGGCGCGUGGUUCCCCAUGUUCCAAGUGGGUCUCGAGGGUUCUCAAAAUGGGUGUGGC